Messenger RNA from Manduca sexta (tobacco hornworm), 2021 nucleotides. RefSeq names its product microfibrillar-associated protein 1 (gene Mfap1). Gene Ontology annotation, biological process: mRNA splicing, via spliceosome. The transcript is spliced from 9 exons. The coding region runs from base 104 to 1429 and encodes 441 amino acids. Gene Ontology annotation, cellular component: U2-type spliceosomal complex. The record is from RefSeq and is a predicted model, not a curated record. Gene Ontology annotation, molecular function: RNA binding. Lineage: Eukaryota; Metazoa; Arthropoda; Insecta; Lepidoptera; Sphingidae.
GUCAGAUUCUGCGUUAUUUCAACUGUCAAAUUGCACACGAAGCCACGAAGCUACAAGCGAUCUGAGAAAAAUUUUGGAUAAAUUUUACAAUUAUUUAGUAAAAAUGAACGUGUUGCCUGCGCAACCGAUUGGUAUCCAAAGUACAGCUGGGGCUGUACCUGUACGAAAUGAAAAAGGUGAAAUAUCUAUGCAAAAGGUGAAAGUACAAAGGUACAUAUCUGGAAAGAAACCUGAGUAUGCACAGAGCGUAUCAUCACCUGAGGAGUCAGAAGAUGAAGACUUCAUAGAGCAACAGAGGCCCGAGCGCAAGCAAGUGUUGCCACAAGUGAUCACUAGAAAGGAAGAAGUUCAUAGCGAUUCUGAUAAGGAAAUUGAUGACCCCCGUCUCCGUCGUUUGCGCAAUGCAGCACACUCGCCGCCGCGUCGCACGGAGCACAAGCCAGAAAUCAUUGACGCUGAGCCUGAACCCCUAUCAGAGGACAGUGUCAACGAGGCUAAGGACAGUUCAGAGAGUGAGGAUGAACUUGAUGAGGAAGAGAUUGAGAGACGCAGACAGGCACUUAAGGCUAAACUUGCUGCUAGGGAAGCUGAGAAAGAGGUGCUUGGCAGAGAUGAAGAUGAGGAAAUGUUGGAUGGCGUUAAAGAGGAAAGUGGGUCAUCCGAUACAGAAUAUACGGACAGUGAAGAGGACACAGGUCCCAGGGUGAAACCAGUAUUUGUGAGGGCCUCAGAGAGAAUGACGGUGGCAGAGAGGGAACGAAAAAUAAAACAACAGAAAAAGGAGGAGUCAGAAGCAAGAAAGGAAAAAGAAGAGAGGAGGCGUGAGGCUCUAAAACUAGUUGAAGAUACAAUUCGAUCUGAACAGAGAAAUACACAGGGAGAGCAAAAAGAGGGCAACAUCAAUGAUGUGUGCACAGAUGAUGAAAACGAUGAGCUCGAGUACGAGGCGUGGAAGCUGCGCGAAAUGAAGAGGAUCAAACGUGACAAGGAGGAAAGGGAAGCUGCUGAGAAGGAGUUGUUGGCUAUUGAGCGGCUAAGAAACAUGAGUGAAGAGGAGAGACGCUUGGAACAACGCCUCAACCCUAAGGUUGUUACCAACAAGGCUGUUAAGGGCAAAUAUAAGUUCCUGCAGAAAUAUUAUCACAGAGGUGCUUUCUAUUUGGAUCGGGAGGAAGAAGUGUUCAAACAAGACUUUUCAGGCCCCACUCUGGAUGAUCACUUCGACAAGACUGUACUGCCAAAGGUAAUGCAAGUCAAGAAAUUCGGUCGUUCAGGCCGCACCAAGUACACACAUUUGGUUGAUCAAGAUACAACAGAGUUUGACUCAGCUUGGAGCAACGAGGGGUCAGCAUCAAGGCUGGCUAACUUCAGGGGCGGUAUGAAGCAAGUUUUCGAGAAGCCGUCAGCUAAAAGAAAACAUAAUGUAUGAUGUUUAUCUCCCGCAAGGAAGGAGAGGACUUCCCAUAAAAAGGUUCUUUAGAACAGGACCUGGUACUAGUGAAGAGUUAAAUGUAAUGGACGAUUUAAAUAUUAAUUUAUGUGUGUGCGUUGUGGUGAUGUUGAUGUAUUUUUAUUUGUAAGAUAUGAUGUAAACUAGGUUAGUGCUGUAUUAUACGAUGAUAUUAAUGAAUACAUAUAUCCGUUCAAAAAGAAGCCUAAAUGUCUUUAAUCAUAAUAAUAUUACACAGGAAAGUUUUGUAUCCCCAUGGCAGAAUACCAAAACAAAUCAAUGAGAAAGUUAAUUUUCAACAGUUAGCACAUUUGGGUCAUACCAUCUUUAUUUGGUCGACAUACUUCAAUUUACUUGGCUUUACGUACAUUGAAGUUAGUAACAUUUUUCGACCAGAAUAAAAAAAAUAUAUAAGAUUUUUAAUUUGUUAUAAUGGCAAUCUGGGGAUAUGUGGGUUUUGUGCCUCAACAAAGUAUAGUUGUACAAAACUAGUCCUUAUGGGUUACUAUUGUUCUUUAAAUAUGUAACAAUUUCAAGCAAUGAAGUAUAAUAAAUAUGUCAGUAUAUGAAA